Molecule: messenger RNA, 936 nt
Organism: Pelagomonas calceolata
Lineage: Eukaryota; Pelagophyceae; Pelagomonadales; Pelagomonadaceae
Source: the annotation of a GenBank genome assembly
CUCACAAAAAACGUGCUGGUGCGGCCUAGGAGCGGCAGAGGUAGCGCAGAGAGAGGCGCACACUACUAUUCGACGCAGUGCGAAAGAGCUUCGCCUGCCGGAAACAGCUCGCCAGCCAGCAGCCAGCCCGGGCCAGCAGCAUUGCUGCAGCAAAGGGCAGACGCCGUCGCAGCGAAAAUGCAGGACGCCCACGAGCUGCGCUGCGGCUCAGUAGCGGCUGCGGAGCGCGCCUACGCGCUGGGCUACGCCUCGGUGGCGCUUGAAACGCUCUGCGACGCCGCGCACGCCAGCGAUGCAAAACCGCUCGACUGGGGCGAACCGCGCGACGUCGAAACGCUGAAGACGACGCCGCGGCUGCGUCUCCUGAAGCGCCUGACCGUGCGCCUCGACGCGCCGCGCGUGAGCGUGCCGCAGAAGGUGCUGAACGCGUUUGACAUCGUCGCGGCCGUGCCGGAGACGGACGACGCCUUCCGAGCGGCGUGCUCAUGCAACGACGUCGACCUCAUCUCUGUCGCCUGCGGCGCGCGCCUGCCUUUUUCAGUCGCGCGUAAGGACGUGGAGGUCGCGAUCAAGCGGGGCGCGGCCUUCGAGGUGUCUUAUGCUCACUCGAUCGGGCAGCCGCGGAGCCUGCGGCACCUGACGGCGACGGGGCUGCGCCUGGCGGCCCUGACGAAUGGCGGGCGCGGCUUGGUGCUGUCGUGUGGCUCACCGGACGCGUGGCGCGUGCGGAGUCCCGGGGAUACGGCGGCGCUCGCAGCGAUGCUCGGGGUUCGCAACACUGAUGGUGUCGUUGGCGCGUCGGCGGCUCGCGCCGUUGAGGCUGGGGCGGCGCGGAAAUAUAAUGCAGGUGCCGACGACUCGUGGUUGGACGGGGACGAAAUCAAGGCGCUAGUUGAGGCGCGGCCUUCCGGGAAGCGGCGGCGGCGGCGUAAGUGA